GUUGACCAUCUCGCCGCCACUCGACCCAUCUUCAUUAGAUAACCUCUCACUUCACUGCUCGUUCCUCGAAUCCGACUUCUAAAAAAGAAAGAAAAACCAAAAAAACGAGAUUCGUAUCGAUUCGAGAUGGGAGUCCCAAACUCAAGAGCCUCCCUACUCAGUCUAGUCUCACUCAAACGACAGCCCAACCAGAAAUCGAUUCGAACGAUCAAGUUCAAGUUACUCAGACCAGCCUCAACCACUACUAACAGCCCAUCAACACCAACAACAACCAGUUCAACUAACUCACAAUUACAUCAUCAUCACCACCACCACCAUAAUACGAAGAAGAUCCCCAUCAGCCAUCGAUCACUAACCAGUCUACCACCUAAUCACCAUCAACUCUCCUUCUUCGACCCAUCAGCCAGCCUCAACUCAUCCGAAUGUACUCCAGCUCAUCAGAUCUUUCAACCUAUCGAUCCAUCUGUCUGUCAACCUUCAUCAGCAUCCUGUUCUACCUCCCCCCAAUCUCGUUCCCCCUCAACCACUUCAAAUCAAUCCGGAACGAGAUCUACUCACUCCAACUCAUCCGGUCAGACCUCCUCAACCCUCCUCAACCACUCAUCCGAACCAGAUCCUACUCACGACUAUCAUCAACUCAGCAGUAGAUCAACAACCUCUCAUCUCUCCCCUCAUAGCCAAUUCAGUCCACUCAAUCUCUACGGGCACUCUCAUCCAACUCAGACAAAUCAACAACUAGAACCUUCCAAAUCUUCACUCCUCCAGAAAAAGAACGUCUUCGUCUUCAGGAAUGGUGCAAGUGGGAUCCCCAAGAACCGUUUCCAUGGAGGCGCCGGCGGUGGUGGUGCUAAUAACAAUAACAACAGCAGCAGCAGCAGCAGAAGUUCACCCAAGGAUAUCAAUGCCAAUAUUGAAGCCGAGAAGCAGUUAAAUCCGAUGAGCAGUGUUCAGGUUGGAGAAGAUUCCUACUUCCUGAGAUCUGAUAGUUUGGGUGUCGCCGAUGGGGUUGGUGGCUGGAGUGGAAAACCGGGGGCAAAUCCAGGGCUGUUUUCGAGCAAAUUGAUGCAUCAUUGCUCGACAGAGGUCUCUCGAUACGAAGAUAUAGACGAUGUUCGCUUUCUCUCAUACAACGCAAUCGACCCUGUUGACAUCCUACAGCACGCCUUCGAGCGCUCAAUCCAUGAAUCAAAACUAGAAGGCUUAUUAGGUUCGACAACUGCUCUGAUUGCCAUCCUUCGAGAUGAUGAGUUGAGAAUUGCCAAUCUUGGAGAUUGUUGUUGCUCAGUUAUUCGCGGAAAUGAUUUCAUCUUCAGGAGUGAGGAACAGCAACAUUCUUUCAAUUAUCCGGUUCAGAUUGGUACCAAUUCCAAAUCUACACCCGCAAGGGAUGCUCAGCGAUACAACAUCAAAGUUCAAAAAGAUGAUAUUGUAAUCUUGGGUUCGGAUGGAUUGGCGGAUAAUCUGUUUGAUGAAGACAUUUUAGAAGAGGUGCUGAAGUUUACGACGAUCUCAAAAGAAGACUCUCUCAAUCCCGGCGAUGGCAGAGCCGCAGUUUCACGGUCGUUCACCCCGCAAAUGAUCUCUGAGUCACUUUGUUUAAAAGCCCGAACGGUAGUCGAAGAUCAACAAGCAGUCACUUCUCCCUUCUCACAACGAGCUAACGAGGAAGGGAUUCAUUAUGUUGGUGGAAAGAAUGACGAUAUCUCGGUCUUGGUAGCUAUUGUUGGCGAUCGAAAUGAUUCGUAGCUUCAGAUGACUCCCCCUUUUUUUGGUUACAAAUCUCUUUCACCCUUCUUGGCAGCUUGAAGAAGCAUUAAUACAUACCGUUUCCAUCCCUUUCUUGUCCUUUUACCUAGAAAUUGGAACUUGAGUCAAAAGUCGAUUUUUUUUUUCAAAAACAAACAAGAAAAACCCCUUCUUCCCUCUACUCUUCUAUGUCCCUCUUAACAAUUCUAUCAGGUGCAAUCUGUAGCCUUCCAAAUCCUAAAAUCAAAACAUUGGUAUACAUAUACAACAACUUGUUUGUUCUCUUCCUUUGCUCUUCCACAUCAAACCGGACCUAAAAACACAUGCUUACAGAUCAAGCAGUCCAAAACAAUGGUGGCACUGAUUUGAAGGUUUCAGUGUCGUAUUGACUGAAUUCUUCCUUGUGUCAGCUCACUCUAUUCUUUCUCUGCUAUUUCCCCCCUUUUACCUCUUCUCUUGGCUGUUUAAACAUUUCAUCUUUUUAGGCUGGUGAUUAAUUGCAUGAAUCUGUAUCUUGUAGUGGUGUUCUCCUAGAAUUCUUCAGUGUUCUUUUCUGUAGCCUUUUCCUUUUUUUGUCUUUGAGGUGUUAAGGUUGAUGGGUUGUGCUUUUCUUUUGUUGUUGUUGAGGUCUCAAAAUGAAAAACCAUCCCUUUUUGAUCAAGAUUUUUGGUUGAG
Molecule: messenger RNA, 2421 nt
Organism: Puccinia graminis f. sp. tritici CRL 75-36-700-3
Lineage: Eukaryota; Fungi; Basidiomycota; Pucciniomycetes; Pucciniales; Pucciniaceae
Exons: 5
Coding region: 127-1746 (539 amino acids)
Source: RefSeq, a predicted model, not a curated record